GGAUCCAGCUGCAGGAUGGAGGGAACAUCUGUCCACAGGCUGCUGGCUCUGAUCUCUCUGCUGAGCCGCUCAACAGACCAAGCUGCUCUGACUGUGAGUCCCAGCAGAUCUCAGUUCUUUGAAGGAGAAUCAGUGACUCUGAUCUGUGAGGAUGAAAACAGCUCUGAUGGAGGAACUGUGAGGAGAAACACAACCAGAGGAACCAGGACUGAAUGUGAAGGAUGGGGGAAAUUAGAUGGCCUGAUGUGUAACAUCAGCUACUUGUUCCCACAUGACUCUGGCCUGUACUGGUGUGAGUCCAUGUCUGGAUCCUCCAGCAGCAGCAGCAGCAUCCAGCUCUCUGUCUCUGGUGGAUCAGUGAUCCUGCAGAGUCCUGUCCUCCCUGUGAUGGAGGGAGAUGACGUCACUCUGAGCUGCAGAGCAAAGAGUCCAGCCCACAACCUCCCAGCUGCUUUCUAUAAAGAUGGCUCCUUCAUUGGUGAUGGACCAUCAGGCAGUUUCACUCUCAAAUCAGCGAAGAGCUCUGAUGAUGGCCUCUAUAAGUGCAGCAUCAGCGGUCAGGGAGAGUCUCCAUCCAGCAGGGUCUCUGUCAUAGGGGAAUCAACCAUCCCUCCACCCUCCCCUUCUUCAUCCUCCUCUGCCUCAGGUCGGAUGUCUCUGUCUGGAAACUCGGCAAACCAAGGUCCUCUGACUGUGAAUCCCAGCAGAUCUCAGUUCUUUGAAUUUGAAUCUGUGACUCUGACCUGUGAGGACGAUCGGACCGUAUGGAGUAACACAACCAGAGGAACCAAGAAGCAGUGUGGAGAUGCAUGGGGAACAGCAGACGGCUCUACAUGUAAAAUCACCUUGUUAUCAUUUGACGCUGGUCAGUACUGGUGUGAGUCCACAUCUGGAUCCAUCAGCAGCAGCAGCAUCCAGCUCUCUGUCUCUGGUGGAUCAGUGAUCCUGCAGAGUCCUGUCCUCCCUGUGAUGGAGGGAGAUGACGUCACUCUGAGCUGCAGAGCAAAGAGUCCAGCCCACAACCUCCCAGCUGCUUUCUAUAAAGAUGGCUCCUUCAUUGGUGAUGGACCAUCAGGUCACAUGACCCUCCUCCAUGUCUCCAGCUCUGAUGAAGGCCUCUAUAAGUGCAGCAUCAGCGGUCAGGGAGAGUCUCCAUCCAGCAGGAUCUCUGUGGAAGGAAAACAUCCAACCACAGCCACGCCCACCGCUGAAGCCACGCCCAUCGCUGAAGCCCCGCCUCCUCCUCCCUUCUACCACCACGUCAGACUGCUCUUCCUCCUGGUGGUGAUUUGUCCGUACAUUAUACCCACUGUCCUCAUGGUGUCUUUAUUUCGCCAGAGAAACAAAGCAAACAACCCGCCUGUGUCAGAGGAAAUGACCCCAUCCUUCCAAGCUACGCAGGAAUUGGACGAUGUGUAUGAAAACGUCAUCAUUGGUGUGACCACAGAGCAUCACUUCUGACAUAAACUGGUUUCCAAACAGCAGAAAUGUCAAAUAACUGCUUUACAAAACUCCAACC
Molecule: messenger RNA, 1519 nt
Organism: Poecilia latipinna (sailfin molly)
Lineage: Eukaryota; Metazoa; Chordata; Actinopteri; Cyprinodontiformes; Poeciliidae
Product: high affinity immunoglobulin gamma Fc receptor I-like
Exons: 12
Coding region: 16-1461 (481 amino acids)
Biological process (GO): cell surface receptor signaling pathway; immune response
Cellular component (GO): external side of plasma membrane
Molecular function (GO): transmembrane signaling receptor activity
Source: RefSeq, a predicted model, not a curated record